AUGGUUGUACAUAUCUUAGGUAAGGUCUUCAAGGGUAAAGAAGUCAUUAGAAUAGCUCUAGCAUCCAAGUUUUAUGGGAUUGGUGAAAAGACGGCAACUAUAGUCUGUUCGAAACUUGGAUUUUAUCCAUGGAUGAGAAUGCAUCAGUUAUCAGAGGCUCAAAUAAUGAAUAUUGCCAGUGAGUUAUCAACAAUAACCAUCGAAGGUGAAGCGCGAGCUGUUGUAAAGAGGAAUAUUGCAUUAAAGAAGAGCAUUGGUACGUACGAAGGUUUGAGACAUGUUCUUCAUUUACCUGUUAGAGGUCAACAUACUAGAAAUAAUGCAAAAACAGCUAGAAAAUUGAAUAGGUUAGAUAGACAGGGUUGA
Molecule: messenger RNA, 366 nt
Organism: Maudiozyma barnettii
Lineage: Eukaryota; Fungi; Ascomycota; Saccharomycetes; Saccharomycetales; Saccharomycetaceae
Gene: SWS2
Product: mitochondrial 37S ribosomal protein uS13m
Exons: 1
Coding region: 1-366 (121 amino acids)
Biological process (GO): translation
Cellular component (GO): small ribosomal subunit; mitochondrion; ribosome
Molecular function (GO): structural constituent of ribosome; RNA binding
Source: RefSeq, a predicted model, not a curated record